UACAGUAUGGCAGGACCUUGAAAAUCAGAGGUCAUUAUGUUUUGAUUCGUUAUUCGCUUUAUAAAAACACUGUGAGCAAAAACCUUUUGCGUAAACCAAUCUCGUAAACUAAUUACACUAAUACUAAUGUUAAUAAAUAUCCGAGGACAUCGCAGAUGUUCACAGUUCGCAUCAACUCGUCCAGUUCAAGUUUAGUCUCAGCCAGUCUGCCUCAAGGCAAAGGUUGAUAUUGUGUAUCGCUUGAACUAGCGGUUGUCGGUUAUCAAUGAUCAGAAAAAAAUUUAGAUAAGCUAACGACUGCGUUCGAAUGAGGUAAUAAAACGGUUGAAUGGUGAAUUAAAUCUCGGAUGGGUUACUCGCCACUAGUGAACAAUGCUGUACCUACUAACGGACUUUUUCCGGCUCGGUCCGUCCGAGUUCUUCAAGCAGGAUGUUAAACUGCCCAUCAUUGAGUAUAUUGAUAACACCCUACAGAUCUUCAAGACAAAGGCACAAACUGGCAUCAACAACACCAGGGAUGUGCUUCUAAAGGGCAUUGUGGUUGCUGUGAUUUCAAGUGUUCUCAUUUGGCUCUCUGUGUUUAUGUACAUGGCAUUUUAUUACACUUAUGUUCCUACUGUUGCACAUCAAAGACCAGUUCAUUUGCAAUUCAAAACUAAUAACUAUGCUCAGAGGGGCCCAGUAAACGAGCAUAGUUAUUUGACAGCACAUGUGGAGCUCACCAAACGACAACAGCUACUCAUGUUGGGGCAAGCAUACAGAAUUAAUUUGCACUUGGAAGUGCCAGAAUCUCCAGUUAACAAAGAAAUGGGCAUGUUUAUGGUAUGCGCGGAAUUUUACUCAAAGGAUAAAAACAAAAAUAAACAUCUAAUAGCGCAAUCUUGUCGAUCGUCAAUGUUGCACUAUAGAUCUCCAUUGAUUGACACAAUUUACACAUUGGUAUAUAGUCCUCUGUUUAUUUUUGGUGCAAGUGAAGAAAAGCAGAAUUUAAACAUUGAGUUGUUUUCGAAAUACGAAGAAGAGGAAGGACCUACGGUGACUGACGUUCAUAUUGAAAUACAGUCGAGACAAAUUGAAGUAUAUUCUGCAAACUUUUUAAUAGCGGCUGAAUUUAGUGGUCUGCGAUAUUUUAUGUUUAACUGGCCAGUAGUAUCUGCUGUCUUGGGCAUAGGAAGCAACUUGUUCUUAAUUGCUGUUAUUGGUUUCUUGGUUUGGCAUCAACUGGUUCACUCAGAGGAAUAUUUAUUAUACCGAGAACGACGAAACAGUCGAAGAAGCAAUAGCGAUGUAACUCCAGUGAGAUAUGAGGAUGAUUCUUACUCUUCUUCCUCGAUUGAAGACAUUUCAAUCUUGGACAAGUCAAGAGAUAAAUCCAGCUGUGAAAGUGAUGAAGUAAUUGAAGAUGUAAAGCCGGACACGCCGGCACAUUCUGAAAAGGUCGACUAAAUUUCUCUAUUAACUUAAUUAUAUUCUCUACGAUUCCAUAUAACGCGUUUUACCAAAGAUGACACGUGCAAUAGUUAAAUGCUAGAUUUGUUAAGACGCAACUAAAUGAAAUUUGAAUUCCGCGCUACUUAGUGGUGAUAAAUCGUUUACGAAAGAGAUUUAUUUUUGGUGCAGGUUUGGAGAGGUUUAUAUUGUUAUUUUGUUUUUGAUUAUACAAAUAUCUAAAAA
Molecule: messenger RNA, 1674 nt
Organism: Dalotia coriaria
Lineage: Eukaryota; Metazoa; Arthropoda; Insecta; Coleoptera; Staphylinidae
Gene: Seipin
Product: lipid droplet biogenesis associated protein seipin
Exons: 5
Coding region: 373-1446 (357 amino acids)
Biological process (GO): lipid storage; lipid droplet organization
Cellular component (GO): endoplasmic reticulum membrane
Source: RefSeq, a predicted model, not a curated record